CCGCCCCCCCCGCGCCCCCCAAGCGCCGCCCGGGUGUGGGGGUCCCCGGGGGGGUCCGGGGGGCCCGACCCCGCCAGCGCUACGUGGAGAAGGACGGGCGGUGCAACGUCCAGCACGGGAACGUGCGCGAGACCUACCGGUACCUCACCGACCUCUUCACCACCCUGGUGGACCUCCAGUGGCGCUUCAGCCUCCUCAUCUUCAUCCUGGCCUACGCCCUGACCUGGCUCUUCUUCGGCCUCGUCUGGUGGGUCAUCGCCUACAGCCGGGGGGACCUGGAGCACCUGGGGGACCGCGCGUGGACCCCCUGCGUCAACAACCUCAACGGCUUCGUGGCCGCCUUCCUGUUCUCCAUCGAGACCGAGACCACCAUCGGCUACGGGCACCGCGUCAUCACCGACUCCUGCCCCGAGGGCAUCGUCCUGCUGCUGCUGCAGGCCAUCCUGGGCUCCAUGGUGAACGCCUUCAUGGUGGGCUGCAUGUUCGUGAAGAUCUCGCAGCCCACCAAGCGGGCCGAGACCCUGGUGUUCUCCUCGCACGCCGUGGUCUCGCUGCGCGACGACCGCCUGUGCCUCAUGUUCCGCGUGGGCGACCUGCGCGACUCCCACAUCGUCGAGGCCUCCAUCCGGGCCAAGCUCAUCCAGUCCAAGCAGACCCGCGAGGGCGAGUUCAUCCCCCUGGACCAGACCGACCUGAGCGUGGGCUUCGAGACGGGCGACGACCGGCUCUUCCUCGUGUCGCCCCUCGUCAUCAGCCACGAGAUCGACGAGCGCAGCCCCUUCUGGGACGUCUCGCGGGGGCAGCUGGAGCGGGACGACUUCGAGAUCGUCGUCAUCCUCGAGGGGAUGGUGGAGGCCACAGGGAUGACGUGCCAGGCACAGACCUCGUACCUGGCGGACGAGGUGCUGUGGGGUCAGGGUGCCCCAAGCCCCGGGUAAUUCAGCCCUUGGGGUGCCCCAAGCUGGGGUACAG
Molecule: messenger RNA, 972 nt
Organism: Lepidothrix coronata (blue-crowned manakin)
Lineage: Eukaryota; Metazoa; Chordata; Aves; Passeriformes; Pipridae
Product: G protein-activated inward rectifier potassium channel 3-like
Exons: 3
Coding region: 453-938 (161 amino acids)
Biological process (GO): potassium ion import across plasma membrane; regulation of monoatomic ion transmembrane transport
Cellular component (GO): plasma membrane
Molecular function (GO): inward rectifier potassium channel activity
Source: RefSeq, a predicted model, not a curated record